Molecule: messenger RNA, 8833 nt
Organism: Nannospalax galili (Upper Galilee mountains blind mole rat)
Lineage: Eukaryota; Metazoa; Chordata; Mammalia; Rodentia; Spalacidae
Gene: Znf609
Product: zinc finger protein 609
Exons: 11
Coding region: 407-4642 (1411 amino acids)
Biological process (GO): regulation of transcription by RNA polymerase II
Cellular component (GO): nucleus
Source: RefSeq, a predicted model, not a curated record
AAUGCCAGCCAUGUUGUGCCUGCCUCUGGUUAGCCUGUAACUAAGUUGUGGAGGCAUAGCGUGUGGGACGCUCAUCCCUCAGGUUUUGUGGCAGACCUUUAAGGAAGAAGACUGCAGGGGUUCUACACUUACAUUAACUGUGGGUCUCCCUGUAGCCCCAGCUGUCCUGGAACUCACUAUGUAGACCAGGCUGGCUUUGAACACCACGCCCCGGCUACAUGAAUCUUUUGACUGUGACUGUCUUUUGGAGAGCACUUUGGAUUCCCCACCCCCAUCUUCUUGCAAUGAUGUCCACUGGACAUGUACUGACCAAGGUGGCAGGUCUGAGAACAUAGCUGAAGCUGAAAAUAGGAAAGCUCGGGGCAAGGAAGAGCCUUGAAUCUUGAGGUGGGACGUUGACUCUAAGAUGUCCUUGAGCAGUGGAGCCUCCGGAGGGAAAGGAGUGGAUGCAAACCCGGUUGAGACUUACGACAGUGGGGAUGAAUGGGACAUUGGAGUAGGGAAUCUCAUCAUUGACCUGGACGCCGAUCUGGAAAAGGACCAGCAGAAACUGGAAAUGUCAGGCUCGAAGGAGGUGGGGAUACCAGCUCCCAAUGCUGUGGCCACACUACCAGACAACAUCAAGUUUGUGACCCCAGUGCCAGGUCCUCAAGGGAAGGAAGGCAAAUCAAAAUCCAAAAGGAAUAAGAGUGGCAAAGACACUAGCAAACCCACUCCAGGGACUUCCUUGUUCACUCCAAGUGAGGGGGCGGCAAACAAGAAAGAGGUGCAGGCUCGCUCAGGAGAUGGUGCCAAUGCAGGAGGCCUGGUUGCUGCUGUUGCUCCCAAGGGCUCAGAGAAGGCGGCUAAGGCAUCUCGCAGUGUAGCCGGAUCAAAAAAGGAAAAGGAAAACAGCUCAUCUAAGAGCAAGAAGGAGAGAAAUGAAGGAGUGGGGACUUGUUCAGAAAAGGAUCCUGGGGUCCUCCAGCCAGUUCCCUUGGGAGGACGGGGUGGUCAGUAUGAUGGAAGUGCAGGGCUCGAUACAGGAACUGUGGAGCCACUUGGGAGUAUAGCUAUUGAACCUGGGGCUGCGCUCAAUCCUUUGGGAGCUAAGCUGGAGCCAGAGGAAGGGGAGAAUGAGUGUCGCCCGCUAAAGAAAGUCAAGUCUGAAAAGAUGGAGUCACCUGUCUCCACACCAGCAGUGCUGCCACUGCACCUUUUGGUGCCAGUGGUCAAUAAUGACAUCUCAUCUCCCUGUGAGCAGAUCAUGGUCCGUACCCGAUCUGUUGGAGUCAACACAUGUGAUGUGGCUCUAGCCACAGAGCCUGAGUGCUUGGGCCCCUGUGAACCUGGAACCAGUGUCAACCUUGAAGGCAUCGUGUGGCAGGAAACAGAAGAUGGGAUGUUGGUGGUAAAUGUGACAUGGAGGAACAAAACAUACGUAGGUACACUUCUUGACUGCACAAGGCAUGAUUGGGCACCCCCAAGGUUCUGUGACUCCCCAACCAGUGACUUGGAAAUGCGUAAUGGCAGAGGGAGAGGCAAACGCAUGCGCCCAAACAGUAACACGCCUGUCAACGAGGCAGCCACUGCUGCUGACGGCAAAGGGACCAGCAACAGCAGUAAAACCCGAGCGGGAGCCAAUAGCAAAGGCCGGCGGGGCAGCCAGAAUUCUUCAGAGCACCGCCCACCUGCCAGCAGCACUUCUGAGGAUGUCAAGGCCAGCCCUUCCUCAGCUAAUAAGAGGAAAAACAAACCCCUUUCAGAUAUGGAGCUGAAUUCCAGCUCAGAGGACUCCAAAGGGAGCAAGCGUGUCCGCACAAAUUCCAUGGGCUCAGCCACAGGCCCCCUCCCUGGGACCAAGGUGGAACCCACUAUUGUGGACAGAAAUUGUCCUUCCCCAGUCCUGAUUGACUGUCCCCAUCCAAACUGCAACAAGAAGUACAAGCACAUUAAUGGACUUAAGUACCACCAAGCUCAUGCCCACACAGAUGACGACAGCAAGCCAGAAGCCGAUGGAGACAGUGAAUACGGAGAGGAGCCCAGCCUCCACACAGACCUCAGCAGCUGCAAUGGUGCCUCUGUCUCACAGAAAGGAUCCUUGUCCCCUGCCCGCUCAGCUACCCCCAAAGUUCGGCUUGUUGAGCCUCACAGCCCUUCCCCUUCAAGCAAAUUCAGCACAAAAGGCCUCUGUAAGAAAAAGUUGAGUGGGGAGGGAGAUACAGACCUUGGGGCCUUAUCCAAUGAUGGCUCUGAUGAUGGACCCUCAGUAAUGGAUGAAACAAGCAACGAUGCCUUUGACUCUUUGGAAAGGAAGUGUAUGGAAAAAGAAAAAUGUAAAAAGCCCUCCAAUUUGAAGCCUGAAAAGAUUCCUUCCAAGAGCUUAAAAUCAGCCCGGCCCAUUGCCCCUGCCAUCCCCCCACAGCAGAUCUACACUUUCCAGACAGCCACCUUCACUGCAACAAGCCCAGGCUCCUCCUCAGGCUUGACCACCACUGUAGUCCAAGCCAUGCCUAGUAGUCCCCAACUCAAACCCAUUCAGCCGAAGCCCACUGUUAUGGGAGAACCUUUCACAGUCAACCCUGCCCUGACCCCAGCCAAGGACAAGAAAAAGAAAGACAAAAAAAAGAAGGAAUCAUCAAAGGAACUUGAAAGUCCUCUGACCCCUGGGAAGGUGUGCCGAGCGGAAGAAGGUAAAAGCCCAUUCCGAGAAUCCUCAGGAGAUGGGAUAAAAAUGGAGGGGCUUCUGAAUGGCUCCUCAGACCCCCACCAAAGUCGAUUAGCUAGUAUCAAGGCUGAAGCAGAUAAGAUCUACAGCUUUACAGACAAUGCCCCCAGCCCCUCAAUUGGAGGCAGCAGUCGCCUAGAUAGCACUACCCCAACCCAGCCCCUGACUCCCCUACAUGUAGUGACCCAGAAUGGGGCUGAGGCCAGCUCAGUCAAAACCAAUAGCCCUGCCUACUCUGACAUCUCUGAUGCUGGGGAGGAUGGGGAGGGCAAGGUGGACAACGUCAAAUCAAAGGAUCCUGAGCAGCUGGUUAAAGAAGGAGCUAAGAAAACACUUUUCCCUCCCCAGCCACAGAGCAAAGACUCACCAUAUUACCAAGGCUUUGAGAGUUACUACUCUCCAAGUUAUGCACAGUCCAGCCCGGGGGCUCUCAACUCAAGCAGCCAGGCAGGAGUGGAGGGCCAGACCCUAAAGGCAAAAAAGGAUGAGGAGCCUGAGAGCAUAGAGGGGAAAGUGAAGAACGACAUUUGUGAGGAAAAGAAACCUGAGCUGAGCGGUUCCAGUCAGCAGCCCUCAGUCAUCCAGCAGCGGCCCAACAUGUACAUGCAGUCCCUGUACUACAACCAGUAUGCCUAUGUGCCCCCAUAUGGCUACAGCGACCAGAGUUACCACACCCACCUCUUGAGCACUAAUACGGCUUAUCGUCAACAGUACGAAGAACAGCAGAAACGGCAGAGCUUGGAGCAGCAGCCUCGGGGGCUGGACAAGAAGGCAGAGAUGGGACUGAAGGAGCGGGAGGCAGCACUGAAGGAAGAGUGGAAGCAAAAGCCAUCAAUUCCACCAACCCUCACCAAGGCGCCCAGCCUGACAGACCUGGUGAAGUCAGGGCCUGGCAAGGCCAAGGAGCCAGGGGCUGACCCUGCCAAAUCAGUCAUCAUUCCCAAAUUGGAUGACUCAUCAAAACUCCCCAGCCAGACCCCUGAAGGCCUUAAAGUGAAGCUGAGUGAGGCCAGCCACCUAAGCAAGGAGGCCUCGGAAGCUAAGACAGGCACUGAGUGUGGCCGACAGGCAGAGGUGGAUCCGAUACUCUGGUACCGACAGGAAGCAGAGCCCCGGAUGUGGACAUAUGUUUAUCCUGCAAAGUACUCAGACAUCAAAUCCGAGGAUGAGCGAUGGAAGGAAGAGCGUGACCGCAAAUUAAAGGAGGAAAGGAGUCGGAGUAAGGACUCUGUGCCCAAGGAAGAUGGGAAGGAAAGCACAAGUAGUGACUGCAAGCUGCCCACGUCCGAAGAGUCCCGCCUUGGGAGCAAGGAGCCCCGGCCAAGUGUCCAUGUGCCUGUGUCUUCCCCCCUCACCCAGCAUCAGUCCUACAUCCCCUACAUGCAUGGCUACUCCUACAGCCAGUCUUAUGACCCCAACCACCCCAGCUACCGGGGCAUGCCUGCUGUGAUGAUGCAGAACUACCCAGGUUCCUACUUGCCUUCCAGCUAUUCUUUCUCCCCAUAUGGAAGCAAGGUCUCAGGUGGUGAUGAUGUGGACAAGGCACGGGCCAGUCCCAGUGUGAGUUGUAAAUCCAGUUCAGAAUCCAAGGCCCUGGACAUCUUGCAACAGCAUGCCAGUCACUACAAGAGCAAGUCUCCAACGAUAAGUGAUAAAAAUUCUCAGGAGAGAGAGCGGGGAGGCUGUGGGGUAGUUGGGGGUGGUGGCAGCUGUAGCAGUGUUGGGGGAACAGGAGGUGGUGAAAGGACUGUCGACCGGCCCCGCACUUCUCCUUCCCAGCGCCUGAUGUCCACACACCACCACCAUCACCAUUUGGGCUACUCACUGCUUCCAGCACAGUAUAACCUACCCUAUGCAGCAGGGCUUUCUUCUACAGCCAUUGUUGCCAGCCAGCAAGGUUCAGCUCCCUCACUCUACCCACCCCCCAGGAGGUGAGAAUGAACACCAAGUGCCCAGAUAAAGUCAGCUUCAUGGGCCAGACUGGCUCACCUGAGGUGGUGCUGAACACACCAUUUAAAUAUCAGUUAAAUGGUGUUGAUCAUCCUGUUUGCCGUUCCUACGAUGGCUAAAGGCAGACCUUUGGCUGUCUCGCCUCCACCAGAUCCUUUGGACUCCCUGACCUUCCCUCUUCCUCAGGAGCUGGAGAACUGGUACUUUGCAAACAUAUUUAUUCUCUGAGCCACAGUUAAGACUGUUGUGGCAUCUGUGGAGACGAAGGCAUGGGAGCAGCCAGAGGAAACACAGCCUCAACCCAGAGAAGUUACUGCUCUGUUCCCCAAGCCCCUGGUCUGCUUUGAGAGCAGUACCCCACACACACCUGGGAGGGAUCCCAAGCACUGGGUAAGGUCUGAAGACAGCACAGCAGCCAUACCCCUCUCACCGUCAUUACCACCAUCAACCGGAUUCUGCAUCUCCUCAGUGGUUUGAGCCCUGGGAACUGGCAGCACGUGGAGGAAUUAGAAUCUCAGGAAAGAAAUUGGGGGCUUUUUUCUCUGUAGUUGUGAAGACAAAGUCUUCAGACAUGGAGUCUUCCCCCUCUAACAUGAGCACAGAUAAAUGCUCAGAGCCUAACUUGGAAAGGAAGACUAAAGCAUUUGCCCCUCCAUGGCCUUGUGCUACUUGUCAGGCAGAAGGCAGAGGUUCCAGCCCCAGCACAGGGCUCCCCAGGGAUACUGGGAGGGAGGUGGAGCUGGAGCAUGAAUGGAGUCUGUGAAAUUGAACCUGCUUCCUCACCAAAAUUCCUGCUGCUUCUCAUCUCUCAACUCCUUGCCCCUUCUUUACCCUCAUAACCCCUUGGUGCCUUUCCCAGGGGGGCUUCCCAUACUGAUCUCACCUCUUUUCCACUGCUUGGCUCAGGCAGAUAAAACAGAAUUCCUCCCAGCAUGACCUUGGAGUCUGCCAUAUCACAUUAGGGUACAAACCAGAAGGUAGGCCCAGGGAACACCCAGCCGUUCUUAUGAGAAGGCCUGUCUGUUCCACCAUCUGAGUAUCUUUCUCAUUUAGGGCCAUAAAUAUAUACAGCCCAAUUCCUCUCUCUGCAAGUACACAAUUUUAUGUAGCUCAAUCUGUAACCCCGUGUGCCAGUAUGAGAUGUGUCUUUGUAAGGCACGUUUUUGUUGUAGGGGCCACUGGCCAUGGGAGGUUAUUUGCUCCUCAGAUCCUGAAAUAGUAUCCAAGCAUUAUGUACCCAAGCCACAGAGUAGACUCAGUGGGGCUAGGCUUUGAGGCAGCAGACAUGUGUCUGCUCUUCUGAGAAAAGCAGUCUCUCUGGGUCUAAGCUGCAAGGUUCUGUGCUGGGAAAGUAAUGAUUUGGAAGCUUUAUUGGAGUCACUUCCUCCUCAAGGUGUGGGACACUUUAGCUCUUUGCUUUUGCAAGGUAUCAUCUCUUUGUUCUCCUCCCCUCCCAUCUUUCCUUGACCCUCUGGAUUGCAAGAGAGAAAGAUUCAGACACGAGCCUAGGCUAAAGGAGGGUAUUUUGUGACCAGAGUGCCAAAAAGUGACAGCAGGAAGGAAAGUGACUCUGACUUCUUUUGGAAAGUGGGGAGGUAGAGGACAGUAAGCACAAUGCCCAGGAAAAGGUGGUCACCAAGAAUCCUGGAGCCCUGUACAUAGAAAGGCUUAGGAUCAUUCAUCCAAAAGGAGCCCUUCUGACCCACAGACCCUUCCUCUAGGUUUCUAAGUCCUUGUUUUUGUUCGAGUUCUGAGCACUUGCAAAAUUUCCAUUGUUUUAGACCCGUUGGCAGGACUCCAAGCAGCCUCCUCACCACCAUCACUCCCUCUGCCUCCUGCAGCCCCAGGGGGCAGUGCGUUGGGCAGUGACUUACUUUUUUGUCUACAGUAGUAGUUGUUGGGGACACCUUCAUCCUACCUAGCCCAAGUCACCCCUACUUAAAGUGACUGAAUUUCAGCCUGAUUAUGUCCUACCAGGCUCCAGUGAGUAGAACCAAGUGCCCAUCUGUUCCUGUUUGUUUUUAAAUAUUGUGUGCUUUGUAUCUGUGGGCACUGACCUGCAACGUGCUUUGUACAUAUUGUAAAGAAACCAUUGGAGCAAUUUUCUUUCUCACUUGGGUGGACAUGGCCUACAUUCCUGCCCCUUCCACUUCAUUCUGUAACAGAAGAAAAAUUUCUGUAUUUGCAGGAGGGCAGCCUUAGGUUCUGCAGAAUGGAACGGCUUUUCUCCUCCCCAUUCCCCUUAAAAAAACAUUUAGCUCUUUGAACCGUCUAUCCAAGUCCCUUUGAAGAAUAGGUGCUGUCCAGAAGAGGAGAAAGUAGCAGUAGCAGAAUGACACUGCCUUCUCCUCAGCUGAUCCUCCUGAUCCCUAACCAUACUGAGUCCAGUCUUCCCUCCCUGAAAUAGUAUCAGAUAGCAGCAGAUGUGGAGAUCCUUGGCAAGUGAUAAAACAUCCACCUCCAGGCUACACAGGGAGGACUACCUGUGGCACCUACAAACAGACAAGAUAUUCAGCAAGGCAAAAGCCAGAAAAGAUUCAUGCUUAGGGUUCAGACCACCAAACCAAGCCUAUUUCUCUCUGAGCACCUCCAUCUAGGCCCUUCAGCAUUAAUGCUCUCUGGGCCCCCUGUGGAGUAGCUCCAGGGAGUAAGGAGCUCAAUCCCAGGAAGGGCAGCCAAAGCUUGACAGCUGCUGUUUAGAAUUCAUACCUGCUUCCUCCUCAUUGAUGGUGUGCCAGUUCCCUUCAGGCCUUCCCUGCCUUACACAUGUACAUGUACAUGAAGUCUCUGCUUACCCUGUGCUCUCCAUACAUCCUCAAGUUCAAAGAACCACAUACAGAAGGUUAAGAGGGCAUCCUCUGAAAUGAAGUAAUCAUUUCAUGAAUCUCCUCUCCAGGCUCCAGGGUGGGGUUGGGAGUUAAGACUGCAGAAGGGCUAGAGAAUUGGAUACAGGUUUUGAGGCCCCUCAUGUUCCUAUCCCAUAAACCCUAUCAUCGCCCCAUUGUGUACUCUGAUGCCCCCAAGAUUCAACUGGGCAGCUAGCUGGCCCAUAAUUCUGGGCUUUUGUCAUUUAUUACUAGGGCAUCCCAGGAAACUUUCCAGUGAUCCCCUGCCAUGGGCCCCUCCUGGGAUCAAGCCCCUCCCAGGCCUUUGUCCCCAGCCCCUCCUGCCCCAGCCCACCCGCUUGCCUUGGUGCUCAGCCCUCCUGUUGGGAGCAGGUUGGGGCAAGCUGGAGGCCCGGGCUGGAGGGGCAGUGUUGCUGUUCAUAGCUUUUGUUCCAUUGGCUUGCUCUGUUGGAUUUAAUUUCAGUCUUCCUGAUUCUUCCCUUCUGUAAAGUGUACAUUACCAAGUUCCUUGUUUUUUUAUAUAUAUAUAUAAAUAUAUAUAUAUACAAACUGUACUCUUUUUGCCUUUGUACAUUCAGGCAAGAAGAGAAAAUAAAUCUUUUUAAGAGACAAUCACAAAUCUGUGAGGGCUGCUGGUUAUUUCUCUGGAGUUUGCUGCUGAGCUGCCGCCUCCUCCCAACUUUUCUGUUCUCCCUCAGCUUUCCCUAGUCCUGCUCCAUAUGCAUUCUCAGCUUCACCUUCCCUGCCUGAAGCAAGCUAUUGAAUCCAGCAGUGCAGACUACCUGCCCAGCAUUGUUCUCUAGUUGGCCACCUCUCUUUACCUUUCGAUCCCAUUCACCAAAGUGGCUUUGGACCUCUUGAGUUCUCUGGGACCUGUCUUCCAGAGGCCCUGGCUUUGGCCAUUCACCUGUGGAACUAUGCAGCUGGGAGCUCUCCGCCUAAAAUUUUGCACUAUUUAAACCUGCCUGGAAGUUAGAAUGGAUGGUUUUUAGGAACAAGUGGGAUCCUACCCCCAACAUUCCACCCUACACAACCCCUACCAAUCCUAGCCUCCAAAGUGUGCCGAUCCAAAGGAUCAUUCCUGGACUCCUGUGGUACCCUCUCAGAACAAGGGCUAAGAGUUUGGGUAAGAUUAUUUACUAAGACUCAAAGAGUGGUACCUCUUGAAACACAGCCCAUCCAAACCAAUUUAACCUUUCCCUUUUCCUCUACCUUUCUCCUCCCCCUUUUUCCCCUUUGUCUCUACUUCCUUUUCUUAAGGCUUUGGAAUUGAAGUAUAUUUUUAAAUUAUUUGUUGUAUUUAUUGAAUAAAGUUUUUAAUGUCCCUGUU